Molecule: messenger RNA, 802 nt
Organism: Pteronotus mesoamericanus
Lineage: Eukaryota; Metazoa; Chordata; Mammalia; Chiroptera; Mormoopidae
Gene: PPDPF
Product: pancreatic progenitor cell differentiation and proliferation factor
Exons: 5
Coding region: 185-529 (114 amino acids)
Biological process (GO): multicellular organism development; cell differentiation
Source: RefSeq, a predicted model, not a curated record
GCCAGUAUAUAAGCGGGCAGGCCCGCGCGUGCGCACCCCGUCUGUCUCGGUCAGGUCGGCCUCCGGCGGUCUCCUGUGCAAAUGGGCUCCGUGGCCUAGCGCCCCCCUUCCCGCCACCCGUGAUCGCGCGCCGAGGUCCGCGAGGGGUCGCCGCCGAGGUUUCCACCAGCGCAUAAGCAAGAGCAUGGCAGCCAUCCCCUCCAGCGGCUCGCUCGUGGCUACCCACGACUACUACCGGCGCCGCCUGGGCUCCACUUCCAGUAACAGCUCCUGCGGAAGUGCCGAGUGCCCCGCGGAGGCCAUCCCCCACCACCCUGGUCUUCCCAAGGCCGACCCAGGCCACUGGUGGGCGAGCUUCUUUUUUGGGAAGUCCACUCUCCCGUUCAUGGCGACCGUGUUGGAAUCCCCAGAGCACUCGAAAUCUCCCCAGGCCUCCAGCAACGUGAUCACCUGUGACCUGGCUCAGGAAGCCACGAGGAAGCCACCUGGCAGCCAGCCCGGCAAAGUCAACGUCGGGCCUCCAUCCUGAGCGGCCGCCAGCCCCAACCGGGCUUCCGAGGCGCUAGGCUCUUUUGAGCCCCUCCCCCACCCGCCCUGCCCCCUCCCCGUCCUCACCCGCUCUCCGUAGACUAGUCAGGCUGCAACAACAGAGGCAGCUGGGUUCUUUUAUGUCAAAACAGCAAAACACCAAAAAGGAAGUUGCGAGAGCCCGGCUCUUUACCACCGCAGCCCCACACGAGGCUCCCUGACGCCCCCUAACCACGAGCCUUGCACCAAGUGGAAAAUAAACGAGGAGCAGCCA